AUGAUGUCUGGAAGCUGGGAUGGAAACAAUGACCCUGGUAGCCAGUCGGAUGAUAGCUUACUUUUUGAGAGGUUGCACAUUGAGCCUAUUUAUGAUGCUUUUGUAUGUCCUUUGACAAAGCAAGUUAUGCGUGAUCCUGUUACUUUAGAAAACGGACAGACUUUUGAGCGUGAAGCAAUCGAAAAAUGGUUCAAGGAAUGCAGGGAGAGUGGACGGAAACUGGUUUGCCCUUUGACUCUUCGAGAAUUAAAAAGCGCAGAAUUGAAUCCUAGUUUGGCUUUGCGGAACACCAUUGAAGAGUGGACUGCGAGGAAUGAAGCUGCACAGCUGGAUAUGGCUCGUCGUUCGUUGAAUACAGGGGGUCCAGAAAAGGACGCCCUUAUGGCCUUGAGGUAUGUCCAGCACAUCUGUCGAAGAAGUCGGUCGAAUAAACAUAUUGUCCGCAGUGCAGGGCUUAUACCAAUGAUUGUUGAUAUGCUGAAGAGUAGCAGCCGUAAAGUUCGUUGUAGAGCUCUUGAAACACUUAGAAUCGUGGUCGAGGGAGAUGACGAGAAUAAGGAACUGUUGGCUGAAGGGGACACUGUGCGCACGGUAGUAAAGUUCCUUUCUCACGAGCUUUCUAAAGAAAGAGAGGAGGCUGUCUCCUUGCUCUAUGAACUUUCAACCUCUGAAACCCUCUGUGAGAAGAUUGGUUCAGUCAAUGGAUCUAUUCUUAUAUUAGUUGGAAUGACAAGCAGCAAAUCUGAAGACGUUUCCACUGUUGAAAAGGCUGAUAAAACAUUGGAGAAUCUGGAAAAAUAUGAGAAUAAUGUGCGGCAGAUGGCUGAAAAUGGUAGAUUGCAGCCUCUUCUGACCCAUCUUCUUGAAGGUCCACCAGAAACCAAACUGUCCAUGGCUGGAAUCCUUGGUGAGCUGGUUUUGGAUAAUGAUGUUAAAGUCUUUGUUGCUAGAACUGUGGGCUCAUCUCUGAUUGAUAUCAUGAAAAGUGGCAAUAUGCAGUCAAGAGAAGCUGCACUGAAGGCACUAAAUCAGAUAUCAUCAUGUGAGCCAAGCGCAAAGGUUUUAAUAGAAGCUGGAAUACUUUCCCCACUUGUCAACGACCUUUUUGCAGUGGGCCCUCAUCUGCUUCCCACACGACUAAAAGAGGUCUCUGCUACAAUUCUUGCCAGUGUUGUGAAUUCAGGAGAAGACUUCGACAUGAUUCCACUUGGACCUGAUGAUCAAACUCUGGUCUCGGAGGAUAUAGUUCAUAAGCUACUCCAUCUUAUUAGCAACACUGGUCCAGCAAUUGAGUGCAAACUUCUCCAAGUUCUUGUCGGACUUGCUAGUUCUCCAACUACAGUGCUGAGUCUGGUUUCUGCUAUCAAAAGCUCUGGUGCCACUAUCAGUUUAGUUCAGUUCAUCGAGGCACAACAGAAAGAUCUCCGAUUAGCUUCCAUAAAACUUCUUCAGAAUUUGUCUCCACACAUGGGCCCUGAAUUAGCCGAUGCGCUUCGUGGAUCUGUAGGACAGCUUAGUAGUCUAGUUAAAGUCAUAUCAGAAAAUAUCGGAAUCACUGAAGAGCAGGCAGCUGCUGUUGGCCUCUUAGCUGAUCUACCCGAGAGAGAUUUGGGCCUCACGAGACAGCUACUAGAUGAAGGUGCCUUUCUAAUGGCUAUAUCAAAGGUGAUUGCCAUCCGGCAGGGAGAAAUCAGAGGCACACGGUUCGUGACACCAUUUCUUGAAGGACUUAUGAAGAUUGUUGCUAGGGUUACAUAUGUUUUGGCUGAUGAACCUGAUGCUGUCGCACUUUGCCGCGAGCAAAAUCUUGCUGCGCUCUUCAUAGAACUGCUUCAAACCAAUGGACUUGAUACUGUGCAGAUGGUUUCUGCUAUAGCUUUGGAGAACUUAUCGCUAGAAUCAAAGAAUUUAACCAAAUUGCCCGAGAUGCCAGAACCAGCAUUCUGUGCUUCAUUCUUUUCAUGUUUUAGUAAACCACCAGUCAUUACCGGAUUAUGUAGGAUCCACCGUGGGAAGUGUUCGCUAAAAGAAACAUUUUGUCUUUACGAAGGGCAGGCCGUCCUUAAAUUAGUAGCUCUGCUGGACCACACAAAUGUGAAUGUGGUUGAGGCAGCACUUGCAGCCUUAUGUACUGUAAUAGAUGAUGGAGUUGAUAUUGAGCAAGGUGUAACGGUUUUGUGUGAAGCAGACGGAGUGAAGCCUAUACUAGACGUGUUGCUCGAGAAACGAACAGACAAUUUGAGGAGGAGAGCAGUUUGGGCAGUGGAGAGACUGUUGCGAACGGACGAUAUAGUCUAUGAAGUUUCUGGAGAUCAAAAUCUGAGUACUGCACUUGUGGACGCUUUCCAACACGGUGAUUAUCGAACUAGGCAGAUUGCUGAGCGCGCCCUCAAGCAUGUUGAUAAGAUACCUAACUUCUCAGGAAUCUUUCCAAACAUGGGAUGA
Molecule: messenger RNA, 2445 nt
Organism: Lathyrus sativus (Indian pea)
Lineage: Eukaryota; Viridiplantae; Streptophyta; Magnoliopsida; Fabales; Fabaceae
Source: the annotation of a GenBank genome assembly